AGUGAGCAGGCCGCUAUUUUGUGGCACCACUGCAUCAGGGUCAUGGAGGUGUUGUUGGGGCUGUGUUGAUUUCAUCUUUCUCUUCAGACAAAGUAGCAAUGACGCGACAUCAUCUGCCGACGUCGCUGUUCCUGCUCCUGUUCACGACGACCAGCGGCGUUGUGGUUGUGGUUCAAGGCCUACUCCACUCUGCCAAGCAAAUUACAGUCGGAGGUCGCCAUGAUAGUAGAGCUGCAGGUCAAGAACAAGAGGAGCACCAGGAGCGGGGUCAUCUUGAGAGGCGACUCGCCGAGGAGUUGUCCUCGUCCUCGUCGCAGGGACGGCGACCGGCUAAAAACGCACACUCGCAGGAGACGGUCAGUCCGCGACAUUCAGCAGGUCCUCGUCACGCCGUGUUCGCGCAUUUCUCCGGCCAACGCCGCGUGGAGGCCACAACUUUGCCUUUUCACGGAACAGGUACUAUUAACGAGGAUACAAAUCAGCUUCAAAUUCAUGCGGACGUGCCCUUCGACGCUAGCGUGCUUUAUAAUUUCGCGACGAACUACCAAAAAGAAACAUCAUCUACUCCGCACUGGACGAGGACAACAUCAGCAGCUAAAGCUGAACUAGCUGCGCCUCGGUUGCUCGUGCAGUCGUCUGCCCUCGAUAAUAAAAAUCAUGAAGCUGCUGCUUCUGCUUCUGCUCGCCGCGAGGAGGGCCGGAGUACAAAAAAAUCCUCCGAAGUGGAGAUGCUGCGAUUUGUGACGCCGUACGGGGCCCCAAUGAACACGCUGGUGGACGUGACGCACUUCGCCCCGCUGCUGCUUCCAACUACUACUAGUGCCGGCGAGCAGAUGAACAACUCCGAGUCAGCUACGGGCGCGAAUGAACGACAGGACGUCGUCGGCGAGAACAUCAUAUCCUGUGCAAAUAAAGUAUCGCACUCGUAGUGAUUGCAAUCAUGCAUUGCAAAUUUUUUUCUCAAGGUAAAUCCGCACUACAAAUUUGAUUUGCAAAAAUGCUGGGCGAAUCUGUAAUGCAAUUUAUACUACAACUACGAAACGCAAACGAUGCUUUUGCAUUGCAUACAUCAAGAACACUCCCAUUACAUUCUACGGGGACACGGGCUCUUUCAUCUGGAACACAACCGCGAACCUGAACUCCAGGACGGUGAUGUACCAAAACGCCAGCACGGGCGUGUGCCGCGGGCUGCAAAACCAAACCGACCCGAACGGCUUUCGCUUUUCCGCGGAGCUGCUGUUUCUGAAGCGCCGGAAGAGGCCCGAAGAGGAAGUGGAAGGCGGUGGUGAACAUGA
Molecule: messenger RNA, 1295 nt
Organism: Amoebophrya sp. A120
Lineage: Eukaryota; Dinophyceae; Syndiniales; Amoebophryaceae
Source: the annotation of a GenBank genome assembly